CCAUUGGUUUUCACGUGUCCUCAACCUAGUAGGAGGCAUGGCGACGGAUGAACAUGAACCACCACCAGAACGGAAGCGAAAGCUCGAAAAGAUCACCCCGACGGUCGAAGAAACCAGCCGGACCUUGUAUGUAUUGGAAGAAGGAAGGUAUGUUCCUGUAAAAAAAGGAUCCGAUGGAGGUUACGUCUCACCAUCAGCAUGUGAUUCAGAUGAGGAUGUUGAUCAGGUUCUCGAAGAAGAGUAUCAUCGCCAACUUCGCGAAUCCGAUGGAUUUGACUGUGACUUAUAUAUACCAAAUGGUUCAGUGUUGCCGUAUAAAUGUGCUGAUCAUCAUCAGGAUGUGAUUGGCAUUUGUGCUAAGGUGGGACUGCAUUGCUACAAUUUUCAAAAGGACUCAAACUUUCAGUUGUUGCGGCUAGAGAAAUAUAAUUCUAUGCUCACCGGAUUAGUGACUUACUUUAUAACUGCACACGUUAAAGAUCCAGCCACCAAUUCACCUUUUGUUUUCCAAACUUGUGUUACGCAAUCUACGUGUUACUACAACGAAGAUUAUAGAAUAGCGACUCAAACUUGUAGGAUAAAACCCGAAACUACUCAAGGUUCUGAAGUCAAGGACGAGAAUUGUCAUGGAGAUUAUGAAGCAAUUGAUGAUUUCUACAAAGACUCAGACAUUCGAGAAAAUGAUUGGCUUAACUUGUAUGCUGACUAUGCGUUUUUUACGCUGUGGGAAAACGGCUUGACAAAGCUCAAGUUUGCUACGCCUCUGGAGAUCAAGAAGGUCGUUGUACAAACUCGUGAAACCAUGAAGCCAAAGGAAAAGCUCAAGGCCGGGAAUGCAAUCUUCUACAUCAGUUUCAGGGACUGUGGUCUGACCGAAGAUCACCGAGCCGUGGUAAGAAGAACCACAGAUGGGCAUCCGGAACACCUUUUUCUUGAAGUUAAGUGUCCGGUUGCGGACUUGUCGAGCUGCUCUAUUAACUAAAUUCUUCUGCUCUAUAUACCUUACUAUUGUUCCACACAAUUUCUAUCACUGGAUUUGUAAUACAGUUUGAUAUAUAGCUUGUAAGAACAUUUUUACAUUUUGUAUUUGAUACUUAAUUAUUGCAGGAACAGAACCAAAAGCUGUACAGUGUUCCUGCAGUAUCCGCCAUGUUGCAGUCACAGAAAAUCGCUUAUACAAGUGUUGUGAACAUUGUGGGCACAAAAUUUUCUUAAAACAGUGAAAGGAAAGUUCAUUUUGGUUGGUCACUUUGGUAUAUCAUUAUAAUACAUUGAAGAUGUGUCC
Messenger RNA from Arabidopsis arenosa, 1285 nucleotides. The record is from the annotation of a GenBank genome assembly. Lineage: Eukaryota; Viridiplantae; Streptophyta; Magnoliopsida; Brassicales; Brassicaceae.